Messenger RNA from Pezoporus occidentalis (night parrot), 5643 nucleotides. RefSeq names its product regulating synaptic membrane exocytosis 1 (gene RIMS1). The coding region runs from base 311 to 5473 and encodes 1720 amino acids. Gene Ontology annotation, cellular component: cytoskeleton of presynaptic active zone; presynaptic membrane. The record is from RefSeq and is a predicted model, not a curated record. The transcript is spliced from 36 exons. Gene Ontology annotation, biological process: calcium ion-regulated exocytosis of neurotransmitter; positive regulation of synaptic transmission; regulation of synaptic plasticity. Lineage: Eukaryota; Metazoa; Chordata; Aves; Psittaciformes; Psittacidae. Gene Ontology annotation, molecular function: small GTPase binding; transmembrane transporter binding.
CGGCGACCGGAGCCCUCCGCGCCACGGCACCCCCACCGCGCACGCCCACCGCCGGGAGGAUGGGCUGCGGGCGGCGGAACGGCAGCCCCCGAGCUCCCUGAACCGAGGAAACAAAGGGAGCAAGCAGCAGGAGCCGGGCCGGGGUGGAUGCGAGCAACCAUGAAAGGCUGGGUCUCCGCCUCCUCCGCUGCUGCUCGAGAGCUGCCGGCUGCUGCUGCUCGGAGGACUACACUGUGAGAAGGGGGCGGAGGAGAGGCUGGCCGGGGCUGCUGUGCGAAGGUAGAAGGUGUAAGGGAGAGGCGGCAAGAAAAUGUCUUCUUCGGUGGGGCCCCGCGGCCCUCGCCCGCCUACGGUGCCCCCCCCGAUGCAGGAGCUGCCCGACCUGAGCCACCUGACAGAGGAGGAGAGGAACAUUAUCAUGGCAGUGAUGGACCGGCAGAAAGAAGAGGAGGAGAAAGAAGAGGCCAUGCUCAAGAGGUUGCAUCAACAGUUUGAAAGCUAUAAAGAGCAAGUAAGAAAGAUAGGGGAAGAAGCCCGCCGUUACCAGGGAGAGCACAAGGAUGAUGCUCCAACAUGUGGAAUCUGUCAUAAAACAAAGUUUGCAGAUGGUUGUGGCCAUUUAUGCUCUUAUUGCCGGACCAAGUUUUGUGCUCGAUGUGGAGGUCGUGUCUCUCUGCGAUCAAACAAUGAGGACAAAGUGUACAGGAAUACUGUUCCUACUCAUUGUGGAUCACAUUCAGAAGUACCCGUAAGAGUUAUGUGGGUAUGCAAUUUAUGUCGAAAGCAACAAGAAAUCCUAACGAAAUCUGGAGCGUGGUUUUUUGGAAGUGGACCACAGCCUUCGCCCAGCCAGGACGGAACACUCAGUGAUACAGCAACUGGCGGAAGCUCAGAUGCACCGAGAGAGAAGAAAGCAAGACUUCAAGAGCGAUCAAGAUCACAGACUCCCUUAAGUACAGCAGCUGCCUCAUCACAGGAAAUCUCCUCUUCCAGUGUCCAGUCUGACCGUAGGAAAGGAGCAGAAGUAUCACAGCCAGCUAUGGGUGUGGACCAAAAGCAAGCUUCGUCAAGGUCUAGAAGUGAACCUCCAAGAGAGAGGAAGAAGACAAUAUCUGUUUCGGACCAGAAUGGCAAAGUUAUAAAGAGUGAGCGUAAGCGUGUGCCAAAAUCCUCACUGCAGAAGGAAGGACCAGCAGAUGACAGGGAGCGUAAAGAGCGGCAUGAAGGUAGAAGGCUGGAGAAAGGCAAGUCACAGGACUUGCCAGAGAAACUUGAGGAAGGCAAAGUGCCUGAUGAUGAAACACAAACGAAGGAAGAUGAGUAUCAUACCCGUUACAGGAGUGACCCCAAUCUGGCAAGAUACCCUGUAAAACCUCAUCCUGAGGAACAGCAGAUGCGCAUGCAUGCAAAAGUUUCUAAAGCACGGCACGAGAGAAGACACAGUGAUGUAGCUUUGGCACAUACAGAAAUGGAGGAAGCGGAGGUACCUGAGAAUAAAUUAGGAAAACGCUCACAAUUACAGGGAACUCAGGACAGAAAAUCUCUUGUGGAAACUCAGAGGUCGUACUCUAUAGACAGAACAGGUGAUGUAAGAAUUUCUGUUUCUAAACAAUUAACUAAUCAUAGCCCACCAACUCCCAGGCAUAGUCCAGUUCCUAUAGAACACGUAGAAUACAAGAACCACGAUUCUUUUAAAAAACAGAGCCGCCUUGAUCCUAGCUCUGCUAUUCUCAUGCGAAAAGCAAAGCGGGAGAAAAUGGAGACCAUGCUAAGGAAUGAUUCCCUUAGCUCUGACCAGUCGGAAUCAGUGCGGCCAUCCCCUCCAAAGCCUCAUAGAGCAAAAAGAGGCGGAAAGAAAAGGCAGAUGUCAGUUAGUAGCUCAGAGGAAGAAGGGGCAUCAACACCAGAAUAUACUAGCUGUGAAGAUGUGGAGAUAGAAAGUGAAAGUGUCAGUGAAAAAGGUGACUUGGAUUAUUACUGGCUGGAUCCUGCCACGUGGCACAGCAGGGAGACAUCCCCCAUUAGUUCGCAUCCCGUAACGUGGCAGCCUUCUAAAGAGGGAGAUCGCUUAAUUGGGCGUGUUAUUCUCAACAAGAGAACAACCAUGCCAAAAGAAUCAGGUGCAUUACUGGGGCUAAAAGUUGUUGGAGGAAAAAUGACAGAAUUAGGACGACUCGGUGCCUUCAUUACCAAAGUGAAGAAAGGUAGCUUGGCUGAUGUGGUGGGACAUCUCAGAGCAGGAGAUGAAGUUCUAGAAUGGAAUGGUAAACCCUUGCCUGGAGCUACAAAUGAAGAAGUUUACAACAUUAUUUUAGAAUCAAAAUCAGAACCUCAAGUUGAAAUUAUUGUUUCAAGGCCUAUUGGUGAUAUUCCACGGAUUCCUGAGACUUCUCACCCCCCGUUAGAGUCUAGUUCAAGUUCUUUUGAAUCUCAGAAGAUGGAAAGGCCUUCUAUUUCUGUUAUAUCUCCGACCAGCCCUGGAACCCUACGGGAUGCACCACAAGUCCUACCAGGGCAGCUUUCUGUUAAACUGUGGUACGACAAAGUGGGACAUCAGUUAAUAGUAAAUGUUCUGCAAGCAACAGAUUUGCCACCAAGAGUAGAUGGACGCCCUAGGAAUCCCUAUGUGAAAAUGUAUUUUCUUCCAGACAGAAGUGAUAAGAGUAAAAGGAGGACCAAAACAGUAAAGAAAAGUCUAGAGCCAAAAUGGAACCAAACUUUUCUCUACUCACAUGUGCAUCGUAGAGAUUUUAGAGAACGAAUGCUUGAAAUAACUGUAUGGGAUCAGCCAAGAAUACAAGAAGAAGAGAGUGAAUUUCUUGGAGAGAUUCUUAUAGAGCUGGAGACAGCCCUUUUAGAUGAUGAACCACAUUGGUAUAAGCUACAGACACAUGAUGAAUCUUCACUACCUCUGCCUCAGCCAUCACCUUUCAUGCCAAGAAGACAUAUUCAUGGUGGAGAAAGCACUAGCAAAAAAUUACAAAGAUCUCGGCCAAUCAGUGAUAGUGACAUCUCAGAUUAUGAUGUUGAUGAUGGUAUUGGAGUUGUUCCUCCAGUUGGUUAUAGAUCUAGUACUAGAGAAAGUAAAUCUACAACACUAACUGUGCCAGAACAGCAAAGAACAACACAUCAUCGUUCACGAUCUGUAUCUCCUCACCGUGGUGACGAUCAGGGCAGGACCCGUUCACGUUUACCAAAUGUGCCAUUACAGAGGAGUUUAGAUGAAAUUCAUCAAAUGAGAAGAUCACGUUCUCCAACUAGACACCAUGAUGCCUCCAGAACUCCAGCUGAUUACAGAUCCAGAGACAUGGAUAGUCAGUAUUUGUCUGAUCAAGAAAGUGAGCUUCUUAUGCUGCCCAGAGCAAAACGAGGAAGAAGUGCAGAGUGCCUACAUACCAUCAGAAAUUAUGCUAGGCACUAUAAAACAUUGCCACCCAAGAUGCCUUUACUAGAAAAUGGUACUCAUUGGAACCUAUACAGCUCAACUCUUCCUGCAUGUGCUAAGACCAAAUCCGUGAUUAGACAGGAUAUUUCACUCCUUCGUGAUUGCCUUAAUUCACGAAUACUGAAAUUUGGAGAUGAUCUGCUGGUUAGUGAACUACAGCCCUCCCUUGACAGGGCUAGGAGUGCUAGUACCAACUGCUUGAGACCAGAUACUAGUUUGCAUUCACCAGAACGAGAAAGGGGUAGAUGGUCCCCCUCCCUAGAGAGGAGACGACCUACUAGUCCCAGGAUUCAUAUCCAGCAUGCAUCUCCGGAGGAUGACAGAACAAGGACGUUGGAGUCUUUCAUUCCAAAACAGGACAGUGUAGACCACCUAAGUGCUAAACCUGGAGCAGCACAGAGGCAGUCCAGAAAAGUGGAAAGAUAUAGCAGCCAAAAACAAACUAGGAAAGUCUCCGCAACUGAAACAGAAAGGGGUCUGCUACCAUGUGUUUCUAGAAGGGGACUUCCAACCCCACGAACAACUGAACAUCCAGUCAUUAGGGGAAAACAUCACACUCGCUCAAGGUCGAGUGAGCACUCUAGUAUCAGACCCUUAUGCUCUGUACAUCACCUAGCGCCCGGAGGGUCGGCGCCACCUUCUCCACUUCUGACAAGAAUACAUCAACAAGGAAGUCCCACGCAGUCUCCUCCUGCAGACACAUCCUUCAGCAGUCGCAGGGGAAGACAGCUACCACAAGUUCCAGUAAGAAGUGGCAGUAUAGAGCAAGAGCAAGAGACUUUUAACUCAUCCACAACAGCAAGCUUAGUAGUGGAGGAGCGAACGAGACAGAUGAAAAUGAAAGUGCACCGUUAUAAUCAGACAUCAGGGUCUGGUUCUAGUCAAGAAUAUGAGCGUGAGCAAUAUACCAAGUAUAACAUACAAACAGAUCAGUACAGAAGUUGUGAUAACGUCUCUGCCAAAUCAUCAGAUAGUGAUGUCAGUGAUGUGUCAGCCAUUUCCCGAACCAGCAGUGCCUCACGCCUCAGCAGCACAAGUUUUAUGUCGGAGCAAUCUGAACGCCCUCGUGGCAGAAUCGGUACAUUUACUUCUAAAAUGCAAGGCAGACGGAUGGGGACUUCAGGGAGAAUCACUAAGAGCACAAGUGUGAGUGGAGAGAUGUAUAAGCUGGAGCACAAUGACGGGAGUCAGUCAGACACGGCUGUCGGCAUGGUUGGAACAGGUGGGAAGAAAAGGCGUUCCAGCCUUAGUGCCAAAGUGGUUGCCAUAGUGUCUCGAAGGAGCAGAAGUACAUCUCAACUUAGCCAAACAGAGGGUGGCAGCAAGAAGCUAAAGAGCACGAUACAGAGAAGCACAGAGACAGGAAUGGCAGCAGAGAUGAGAAGUCGCAUGGUUCGACAGCCAAGUCGGGAAUCCACUGAUGGCAGCAUAAACAGUUAUAGCUCAGAGGGCAAUUUAAUAUUUCCUGGAGUACGACUGGGCGCUGACAGUCAGUUUAGUGAUUUCCUCGAUGGACUUGGACCUGCGCAGUUAGUAGGCCGACAAACACUAGCAACUCCUGCCAUGGGUGACAUCCAGAUUGGAAUGGUGGACAAAAAAGGCCAGUUAGAAGUAGAAGUCAUCAGAGCCCGUGGCCUCACACAAAAACCUGGCUCCAAAUCUACCCCAGCUCCAUAUGUCAAAGUGUAUUUAUUGGAAAAUGGAGCAUGUAUAGCUAAGAAGAAGACAAGAAUUGCACGGAAGACCCUUGAUCCUUUGUACCAGCAGACACUGGUUUUUGAUGAAAGUCCACAGGGUAAAGUCCUUCAGGUAAUAGUUUGGGGAGACUAUGGCCGAAUGGACCACAAAUGCUUCAUGGGAGUUGCCCAGAUCCUUCUGGAGGAACUGGAUCUGUCCAGUGUGGUAAUAGGCUGGUAUAAAUUAUUUCCACCUUCAUCACUAGUGGAUCCAACCUUGACUCCCCUGACGCGCAGGGCUUCUCAGUCAUCUCUGGAAAGUUCAACCGGGCCUCCCUGUAUUAGAUCAUAGUAGCAGGUGCUGUCUGAUAAAAACAUCAUCCAGGAUAACAAUUGGAACCAGAUAUUCACAUGAUCAAAAAACACUGUUGGAGAGAGACAAUCACUUCUGUUUUCGCUUGUAGUAGUUAUCCAAACAUAUGUCUGUCUGUCUAGAGAUGGCUUUAAUUGACAGAACAAAGG